CCACGGCGAGAUGGCGGAACGCUGAAAGUAGGGGAACACAACAUAUGCCAAAAGAGACACGGCACACACAGAGAUCGAUCGACCCUCUUCGGGCGCUAUUAAAAAUUUCCCCCAAACCCCAAACCGCAUUUCAAUUCCACUUUUCUCUGUCUAUAUAUAUAUAUAUAUAUAAUAUUAUAUUGCAUUACAUAUCACAUACGUAACAUGCGUCCACGCAAGGACAGAGAGGGACGCAGAUUCGGUUUCGACCCAAUAAACUCAGCACCCUCCUUCUCCUCCGAAUCACCGCGGCGAAGGCCGAAGCUCUUGGCGGUGCUGAUGGCGGGGCAGUCGCGGAAAUGGAUGAUCCUGGUGGCCACGAUUUGGAUUCAGGCCUUCACGGGAACCAAUUUCGAUUUCUCGCAGUACUCGUCGUCGCUCAAAUCCGCGCUUAACGUGUCGCAGGUGCAACUGAACUAUCUCGCGACGGCGAACGAUAUGGGGAAGGUUUUCGGGUGGUCCUCGGGGAUUGCCCUAAUGCACCUGCCGGUUUCUGUUGUUAUGUUUGUCGCGGCUUUCAUGGGCUUCUUCGGCUACGGCCUCCAGUGGCUCCUCAUCACCGGCGUCGUCGAUUUGCCUUAUUUUCUGGUUUUUCUUCUGUGCCUUUUAGGAGGCUGUAGCAUCUGUUGGUUCAACACUGUAUGUUUUGUUCUCUGCAUUAGGAAUUUUCCGGUUAACCGAGCACUUGCAUUAUCACUCACUGUGAGUUUCAAUGGCAUCAGUGCAGCACUCUACACCCUUGUUGCCAAUUCAAUUGAUCCAUCAUCCGAUGCACUGUAUCUUCUAUUGAAUGCUCUUGUUCCCCUUCUCAUAUGUAUUGCAGUACUUGUUCCUAUUCUUCGCCAGCCGGCUUUAGACCCUCUCCCUCCUGAUGCAGUAAAUCAGGACUCAAUGAUAUUUCUAAUAUUGAACUUCAUAGCCCUUUUAACUGGUCUUUAUCUUCUCCUGUUUGGCUCAUCUGCUUCUGGUGUGACUUCUGCUCAGCUCUAUUUUGGUGGAGCUACUCUCCUCCUCAUCUUCCCAUUAUGUAUUCCUGGCAUUGUAUAUGCUCGGGCUUGGUUUCGGCGUACCAUCCAUUCCAGCUUUCAGAUGGGAAGCUCUAGCUUCAUUCUUGUUCAUGAUGAUGAUCUUGAGAUGCAUAGAGAGCUCCAUAGCUGUCACAAUAGUAUUGUUAGAAAUGGAGAUACUUACAGUCUGCUUAGUGAUAACGGAUACAUGUUUGGGAGCCAGAGGGAAAAAGAUAGUGAUAUGUGUUGUGAGACGAUGAUUGUCCAGGAUCACUUAACAGUGCUAGGAGAAGAGCACCCAGUAGCAGUAGUUGUCCGCAGAUUGGAUUUUUGGCUAUACUAUGCUACAUACUUGUGUGGAGGUACACUUGGUCUAGUCUAUAGCAAUAAUCUGGGACAGAUUGCCCAAUCUCUGGGUCAGCGUUCAAAUACUUCUACACUUGUCACGCUCUAUGCAACCUUUUCCUUUUUUGGUCGCUUGCUUUCAGCUGGACCAGACUAUAUUCGGAAUAAGAUCUACUUUGCAAGGACUGGUUGGUUAUCGAUUUCACUUAUACCAACCCCAGUUGCAUUCUUCCUCCUUGCUGCAUCAGACAGUCUUCUGACACUGCAGACAGGCACCGCACUGAUUGGAUUGAGCUCUGGUUUUAUAUUCGCAGCUGCUGUGUCAGUUACAUCUGAGCUGUUUGGACCAAACAGUGUGGGCAUCAAUCACAACAUUCUCAUAUCAAAUAUCCCUAUUGGAUCUCUUCUCUAUGGCUUUCUUGCUGCACUAGUUUACGAUGCUAAUGCACACUCAAUACCCGGAAACUUGAUAACGUCUGACUCAGUAGUGUGCAUGGGAAGGCAGUGUUACUUCUGGACAUUUGUCUGGUGGGGAUGCAUAUCUGUCCUGGGACUAGCUUCCAGCAUGCUAUUAUUCUUAAGAACGAAACAUGCAUAUGAUCAUUUUGAGAAGAACCGUAUUUCAACUCAAUAAAUUGUGUCUUAAUUUUUGUUAUUGAUUGGCCAUGAGGAUGAUGAUGUGGCCGAGUUCAUUUGUACAGUAGCAGAAAGUUGACUUUUAUAAGAACAAAUAUGCAUUAGGAGUUUGAGAUUAGAGAAGCAGAGCUAAAGCUAUUCUUGAGGAACAUUUGUACUGAAGCAGAGUUGUAAAUUCAGAACCAACAGGAUAAGGAUUUUGUUUAACUCUUUCACAGUGCCCAAAAAAUGAGAAAAGAGGGGGUUAAAAGUGGUCUGAGGAACUAUGCAUGUAAAAAACAGAAUUACAUCUAGACAUGGACCUGCUAGAAGUUUUGCCUCUUUGGCAGCCAUGAUUUGGUUCACACUUAGCACAUAACUCCUCUGCUUGAACAAAGUUGUGUUUAACUUUAACCUGAUAGUUCAGCUGUAGAAGCAGGAGCUAUGCUUUGUCCAGGUGUUGGUUCCAAAGAUGCUGCUACCAUAUACUUUUCAGUAGCUUUCGGAAAAAGCUCUUUUAACAAAGUCAGACAUGACAUUUUGAAAGCUUUAGUUAUUUAAUUCUUUUAUAUUUUAAGAUCUCCCAUGAAAAUGUGGCUCAAGUGCCUGAGCUACCCUGUGUUUUCUUUUCCUUCAGUUUCUUCCAUUUCCAAAGAUAAAUAAAACUUCAAGAGCUCAAUUUUGUAAUUUGGGAAACACAUGAUACAAGCCUCAUUUGACUGUAUGACCUUGAGUGAGACUUUUCCUUUUCCCAGGUUCUGUUAUGAGAAUUCUGAUUAUUCAUCACUUGCAAGAUAGAGACAGAUAUAGACUUGUAAAUUCUGAUUACUCAUGUCAUGAUGCUAUUCUUAGAAAUUAGAAUCCUGACAGAGAUGUAUUUGUAAAUUUUUCCUCUGAUUUCAUCAUCAUCUUUAUUAUGGUAAAUUUUUCCUCUGAUUUCAUCAUCA
Molecule: messenger RNA, 2953 nt
Organism: Glycine soja
Lineage: Eukaryota; Viridiplantae; Streptophyta; Magnoliopsida; Fabales; Fabaceae
Product: protein NUCLEAR FUSION DEFECTIVE 4-like
Exons: 3
Coding region: 205-2025 (606 amino acids)
Cellular component (GO): membrane
Source: RefSeq, a predicted model, not a curated record